UACGUGCUGGGUUGGAUUGGACGUGAAGACCCCCUGGUUACCUUGCGCGUUUGUUCGCUACUUCCACUGUUGUUUCGAAUUCGUACUAUUUUACGGCAUGUACUGGUUAAUUAGGAGUGUACGUAGCAUGCAGCUUUCACGCAACAUGGAUUAAAUUUAAUCAAUCACGGGGCUUUUCGUUGACUAUUUUUGAAGCAAUGUGUUAGCCACUUCUAGCUUUGCGCUGCUAGUAACGUAAAGCUAGAUUGUACCUAAACAUUCACAGGUGGGCACUAACAACUUGACUUAUUUGACUGUGAUAUGGUUCACCGUUGUUGAAUAAUUGUGAAACCACUGGAUAACUUUCAACAAUUAAGUCCAGCCUGUAGGCUCUGUGACCUUCCAGACUGUUUACUCCCACUUCUUGAAUGGAUUAUCCCCACAAUUUACUGAUUAAUAGCUUGACAUGACGCUUUUUGAUGGAAGCGUGCAACUAGGACCGAACGAGAGCGUCAUUCGGCACAUCUUCAAGGACUUUUAGUUUGUUGUUGUUGCAUUUUCUUAAGUAUGCCUCGCCGUCCUGUGGCGAAGUUGAUGUGGCUUGCGAAUCACGUGGCGAGCCGAACACCCCUACGCGGAAGUUCAAUUCACACUUCAUCAUGCAACUCUUCAACCAAACCACAACAUGGCUUCAAACCGGCAAAAGUAGCGGUGGUCACCAAGACCACCCGAUAUGAGUUUGAACAGCAACGGUAUCGGUACGCGGGACUCUCCGAGGAAGAUCUAAAGCAUCUGCUCGCUAUGAAGGGAUCAAGCUACAGUGGGCUGCUAGAAAGACACAACAUCCACACGAACAACGUGGAGCACAUUGUGAAAAGUCUGCAGAAAGAAGGAAUCGAAGUUCAAGUUGUGAAAAGGGGCGAAUACGAUACAAAAGUAGUGCAAUGGGCGGACGCCAUCAUUUCUGCCGGAGGUGAUGGGACAAUGCUGCUUGUUGCCAGUAAGGUUUUGAGCAAGGACAAACCAGUUGUUGGAGUGAACACAGACCCUGAGAGGUCAGAGGGUCAUCUCUGUUUACCUGUGAAAUACACGCGCAAAUUCCCAGAGGCGCUAGGAAGACUCUUCCGUGGUGAGUUCAGGUGGCAGUGGCGUCAGAGAACUCGAUUGCAUCUUGAGGGCACCGGAAUAAAUCCCACUCCGCUCGACCUUCAUGAACAGCAGCUGAGUUUGGAGCAGCACAGCCAGGCCCACCGCAUUACCACCAUGGACAACCAGCAGAAGACCGGAACACUGAACGAAAGCUUCUCCAAGCCCAGUCUUCUCCCUGUCAGGAGCUUGAAUGAAAUUUUCAUUGGUGAAUCGCUGUCUUCCAGAGCGUCCUAUUAUGAGAUUUCAGUGGAUGACGGUCCGUGGGAAAAGCAGAAGAGUUCGGGGCUCAGCAUUUGCACAGGAACAGGGUCCAAAGCCUGGUCGUACAACAUUAACAAACUUGCUGAGCAAGCCGUACAUGACAUCCUCAAAAUAGGAAAGUGUCAAACAGGCCUUGCUAUUCCACUAAACCUUGAAUUUAUUGAAAAGGUCACAGAGAAGUACAACGAGUCCUUGGUGUUCAGCCCUGAGGACAGACGCUUGUUCUUCAGCAUCCGGGAGCCCAUCGUUAACCGCGUUUUCUCCAGUAGCCGGCAGAGAGGCUUCGCCAACAAGGUGUGUGUUCGCUCUCGGUGCUGGGACGCUUGCAUGGUGGUGGACGGCGGGACCUCGUUCGAGUUCAACGACGGCGCCAUUGCAACAAUCAGCAUGAGUGAGGAGGAUCAACUCCGGACGGUUGUUCUGGAUAACUGAGGAAAGUCUGGAACGCCUUCUCCUGUGCAGUUAAUAUAUUGACAGCAAUAUACAUCCAAUCUAUUUGAAGUGGAUUGGACGUCGACUUGUGACACUCAUUUGAAUUUACACCAGAGUUUAAAACUAAAGGGAAAUUCUGGAUUUUAAGUUUCAUUUUUCUUUAAUUUUCACCUUUUUUCCUUUUGAAUUUUAUUCAUUUCACAGUCACAGGUCAUGUAAGACUUUACUGAAUGAAUAGAAACCAUUCAACAGGGUAGGAUUUAUAUUAAUAUCAGUAUAAAGCUAAAUCCCCCCUGCUGUGUUGUGCAAUCUGGAUUUUCCAUUUCUCCUAUUCCCCAUUUUGUUUUAUAUUUGGAAGGGGGAAAGCACAUCAAUGUACGAAAAGAUGUUUUUUGGAACAUAUUUUUGUAGUUGUGCUAGUUUGAGAGUAAAAAGUGCACUAAAGAGUAUUUUGCCCUGUGUCAUAGGUCAAGUGUUUAGUAGAAAAAAACAUAUUGAGUUUUUCGGCCAGCAAAAGAUUAGAAAUGGCAUAAUUAGGUGAUUGUGGCUUUUUUUUUUUUUUAAUCCGGCCGGCAUUUAAUUUUUUGAAUUUGGAGAUCAGUAAUCUGAUAUUGAUGGUGCAUAUUAUGUCUGGGAAGGGUUGUACAGACAAUUGGUCAUUAUACUGUGAAAUGCAAAGUGCCAUGAGGACUAAUAAUGUUUUUAUGUCUCAAAAUGUCCUGUACUGAUUAAUACAGUUUGGAUCAUUUGGAAAGCUUGUACAAUAAAGGAAUGAUGGGUAGUUGGUGCAUUUCCU
Molecule: messenger RNA, 2617 nt
Organism: Corythoichthys intestinalis (scribbled pipefish)
Lineage: Eukaryota; Metazoa; Chordata; Actinopteri; Syngnathiformes; Syngnathidae
Gene: nadk2
Product: NAD kinase 2, mitochondrial
Exons: 12
Coding region: 547-1821 (424 amino acids)
Biological process (GO): NADP+ biosynthetic process; NAD+ metabolic process
Cellular component (GO): mitochondrion
Molecular function (GO): NAD+ kinase activity
Source: RefSeq, a predicted model, not a curated record